AUGUUAUCUUCACUACAUUGUAGUUACGAUCUGACGCAGAAAGCGUUGCUCUCCUUAAACUUUUUCUACGUGGCGAUUGGUGGAUUGCUUAUAUUUACCAGUGCCUAUGCUAAAUCUGCUUCGAUAGUGACUUCAGUUUCAGUUCUAGGUGGCAUCAUUGCUGCGGGUGUGUUUCUGAUUGCAGUGGCUCUACUUGGAAUCUAUGGAACAAAGAAGCAACAUCAAGCAGCUUUGUUCUUCUAUAUGAUCAUACUAUCGUGUGUCUUCACAGUUCAGUUUAUUGUUGCAAUUGUUUGUCUUGGAAACGUCUCCGAAAGUAGUCUACAAGAGGUUGUAAUGAGUGGAUGGAAGAAGUCUGAUGAAGCAGUGAAGUGGGAUGCCCAGAAAGCCUUCAAUUGUUGUGGUUUGAUAAAGGAGGACCAAAAAAGUUAUGUAUGCAGCAAGCUUCAAUGCCACAACUAUUGUGAGCCGUGCCUUCCCAUAAUUGUCGAUGUAACUAGCAACAAUCUCUCCCGAGUUGGUUUGCUAGGGCUUUUCUUCAGUUUCACAGAAUUGGUCGGGGUAUGGCUGGCUUAUCGUUUCCGCAACACAAGAGAUCCCAGUGUCGAUCCUGACACACUAUUCCUGUGA
Haemonchus placei is the source of this 630-nucleotide messenger RNA. NCBI's taxonomy places the organism in Eukaryota, Metazoa, Nematoda, Chromadorea, Rhabditida, Trichostrongylidae. The record is from the annotation of a GenBank genome assembly.